Messenger RNA from Capsella rubella, 1022 nucleotides. RefSeq names its product MATH domain and coiled-coil domain-containing protein At2g42460. The transcript has 4 exons. Bases 37 to 921 code for a protein of 294 amino acids. NCBI's taxonomy places the organism in Eukaryota, Viridiplantae, Streptophyta, Magnoliopsida, Brassicales, Brassicaceae. Gene Ontology annotation, molecular function: protein binding. The record is from RefSeq and is a predicted model, not a curated record.
UCCAAACUCUUAAAAAAAGAAGAGAGACCGAGGCAGAUGGGGACGGAAUUAAAGAAGAGCUUCAGUUGGGAGAUAGACAACUUCUCGGACAUAAACAAAGUGAUACGGUCGGGGCUUUACUCAAGCGGCGGCGGCUGUCAAUGGUUUCUUCAACUCUAUCCCAAGGGAUACGGUGUUUCUGAUCACGUGUCCCUGGCUCUGAGCGCAUAUAAGCCUGAAUCAUUGAGACUUGGAUGGAAAAGGAAAAUUAACCUUUUCUUCGUUUUCCUGAAUCAAUCCGGCAAAGAGCUCUGCAGAUCUAAUGAUGAGUGCAGAGACUUACUCUUCUGCGCUGAGGUCCCUCGCUGGAUAUUCCUUAGGACGUUGCCUCUUACCAAGCUUCAACAAAAAGGGUUUCUCAAGAAUAACAAACUAACGAUUAAAUUCAACAUUGAAGUUACUAAAGUUGUUCAUCAGGGAAAAUCUACUAAGAAUGAUAUAUUCGAAUUCAAUGGUGUCCACAUCCUUGUUUCUCAAGCAGUUUCAAAGGCCAAGAUUUGCCGGAAUCACCCCGGCUUUUUCAACGAUUUCUACCCAAAGACCAAGGAGGUGAAUGCUGUAUACUUCACUCUCUUCUUCUCCCUCAUCGAGACACUGAGCAAGUCUCCACGGAGCUUGUCUGUGACUGAACUAAGAAAUGCUCAAAACCAAUUGACUGUGCUGACCAAGGCAGGCUUUAAGCUAGACUUUUUGAAGUCAAAGCUCAAUAAGGCUUCCUCUGGUUGUCAGGUCCAAAACCUCCUCGGGGAACAGAUCAAGAAUGUGAAACUGACUUUGUCCAAGGAGAAGAUCAAAUAUGCGGCUGCUGCUAAAGUUUCUUCCUUUGGGUUCAUAGGUUUUUUUUUUAAGAAAUUUUUUCUCCCUUGUUUCUCAUCAGUAUGAAAACACCAACUAUGCUUGUUUUAUGGGAGGAACUCAUUUGCGUGGACAUCAUCGUGGUCACAUUAAGCAUAAAUGAGGAGGACACUAAAAUUUUAUUUACA